Messenger RNA from Medioppia subpectinata, 2306 nucleotides. The record is from the annotation of a GenBank genome assembly. NCBI's taxonomy places the organism in Eukaryota, Metazoa, Arthropoda, Arachnida, Sarcoptiformes, Oppiidae.
CGAACACACAGUAAUACUGUUGUGUAUGUAUUGACAGUACAGUGAAGUGUACUGAAUAUACAGCACCAAAAAAAACACACAUUUAUCAUAUAAAACACAUAUUCAACACAUUUAUCAUUAAUUAUUGCAUUAAAAUAAUGAGUGAAAACCAAUUGAGAGUCAGAUUUAUAUCAAAUAACAGCAAAACAUCGCAUAAUAAACGCAACGCUAUGUUCAACACGAGUAGUCACGUGACCACCGAUGACAACACCACUACCACCACAGCUGACGAGCGCCACAACCAUCGCCACCGACGACAACGACCACACACUGGCCGUAGACAACAGCCAAUGAGACGCCAGUACGACGACGAGGAGGUGGAGGAAGGGGUGGACGACGUGGACGUGACGGACGAUCGCAAUCACAUCCCUGUCGACGGCAGCGAUGAUGACGACGACGAGGAGGAAGGGCUGGAGGGCGAGGACAGGGAUGCGCCCGAAAAGAGGUUCACAACCAAUGAUAGGCGCGAUAUCAUUGAGCUGUUGUACUCGGAGGACGUGAUCAAGUAUUCAAAGGCCAACACUAGCGGUGCUGCCGGUGGUGUCGGUGUCAGUGCCGGUGAUCAUCACCGCAACCAUCAGUACCUCUCCUACAGCGAUGACGAGUCCGCUGACGAUGGCAUCGGCGGUGACGACACCAGACGUCUGAUGCAUUCGUACGCCAACGACCGGAAGCCACUGCUGGACGGCUCGUCGCCCGGAACCGCUCUCAAGAAGUUCGCGCAUAACAAACGCCAGACCCGCGCCUAUAAGACAGACCUUCCGUACCAUUCGUUUGACGCCGACGACGAUGAGGACGACGAAGAGGGCGCCAUCACUGGUCACAAGACCUCCUCAUCCUCUGCUACCUCUCCCUAUGACGAGACACUAUUGUCGCUGUAUUUUCAAGUGUUUGUGCCGUUUCUGAUCGCCGGCUUCGGCACAGUUGGCGCCGGACUCGUCUUGGAUUACGUCCAGCAUUGGGAAGUGUUUAAACAAGUGACCGAAGUGUUCAUAUUAGUGCCGGCGCUGUUGGGCCUCAAGGGUAACCUCGAGAUGACACUCGCCUCCAGACUGUCCACUCAGGCCAACUUGGGUCGCAUCGACUCCGGCCGCGAGCAAUGGCUCAUCGCGUCCGGCAAUAUAGCCCUCAUUCAGUGUCAGGCAACUAUUGUGGCCUUUUUAGCCGCCAUAUUCGCCAUAACCAUGGAUUGGCUGCCCGAAGGCGAGUUCAACUUCUCGCACGCCAUACUUCUGUGCGCGUCCAGUCUCUUGACGGCCAGUAUCGCCAGUUUCCUACUCGGUUUAUUGAUGAUAGUAGUGGUGAUUGUGUCCCAUAAAUGCCAUAUAAAUCCCGAUAAUGUGGCCACACCUAUAGCUGCAUCACUGGGCGAUUUGACCACAUUAGCCCUAUUCGCACAAUUCAGUGAUAUUUUGUAUUAUACCGUCGACACUAAUCCAUGGCUGAGUUGUAUGGUGUGCGUCGUAUUCCUCCUAUUAGUGCCCGUUUGGUGUUAUAUCGCCAAAAACAACAAAUACACGCGAGAAGUGCUGUAUAACGGCUGGACGCCAGUCAUCAGCGCAAUGGCCAUAUCCAGCAUCGGUGGCUGUAUACUAGACUUUGCCGUUUCCCGAUUCAAAGGCAUCGCUGUCUUCCAACCAGUAAUCAAUGGUGUGGGCGGAAAUCUGGUGGCCGUUCAGGCGAGCAGAAUAUCCACUCAUUUGCAUAAGACAUGCAAAUUAGGAGUUUUGCCAAAAAACAACUCCAAACUGUGUUUCAAUCCGUGCGCCGCCUUUUUCAGCAAAACAAUACACGCCCGAACCGCUCGCGUACUGCUAAUGAUGGUAAUCCCGGGUCACCUGAUCUUCACGUACGGCAUACGAUUCCUGAAGGCCGGCCACACGUCCGUCACGUUUCACUUUCUGGUCAUCUAUUUGUUGGCCGCAUUGAUUCAAGUGAUUCUUCUGCUAUACUUUGCCCACACGAUGGUGUUGUGGAUGUGGAAGAAGUCUAUCGAUCCCGACAACUCGGCCAUCCCUUACUUGACGGCGUUGGGCGACCUCUUGGGCACCGCUCUGUUGGCGAUGGCUUUCGUAAUACUCUUCUCGAUCGGCGAUAAAGACUCGGAUGUCGGCGAUUGAUGUCCAGCGGAGAGAGUGAUAGCCAUUAGUUUUUUGAAUUGAAAUUUAGCCGAGAAUUUGCAUUACAUUUGAAUAUACAUCAGAAUCUCGAGGCCUUUUUCACCGAGAUUUGGUUGGCAUUUGAAUUUACCAUUGAAUUAACACGUG